Vitis riparia (riverbank grape) is the source of this 716-nucleotide messenger RNA. Its product is annotated as 18.1 kDa class I heat shock protein-like. The record is from RefSeq and is a predicted model, not a curated record. The transcript has a single exon. Bases 54 to 536 code for a protein of 160 amino acids. NCBI's taxonomy places the organism in Eukaryota, Viridiplantae, Streptophyta, Magnoliopsida, Vitales, Vitaceae. Gene Ontology annotation, biological process: protein folding; response to heat; response to salt stress.
AUCAGAGCUUGCGUCCGAAAAUUUUCUAAUUGCAUCAGCUAAUCAAUUCAAAGAUGUCGCUCAUUUCAAGUGUUCUUGGUAGUGGCCGCCGAAGCAACAUCUUCGAUCCCUUUUCUCUGGACAUCUGGGAUCCCUUUGAAGGAUUUCCCUUCACCACCCCUCUCGCCAACGUCCCCUCCUCGACUCGCGAGACCUCUGCCUUUACAAACGCACGCAUUGACUGGAAAGAGACUCCUGAAGCUCACGUCUUCAAGGCUGAUCUUCCGGGGUUGAAGAAAGAGGAGGUGAAGGUCGAGGUUGAAGAGGGCAGAGUGCUGCAGAUUAGCGGAGAAAGGAGUAAGGAGCAAGAGGAAAAGAAAGACAAGUGGCAUCGGGUGGAGAGGAGCAGCGGCAAGUUCCUUCGUCGGUUCAGGUUGCCGGAGAAUGCAAAGAUGGAUGAAGUUAAAGCUAGCCUGGAGAAUGGUGUGCUAACCGUGACUGUCCCAAAAGAAGAGGUGAAGAAGGCUGAGGUGAAGGCCAUCCAGAUAUCUGGCUAAAGUCUUUGAAUUUCUUCUAUUGUCAUCUCAAUUGAUCUAGUUUUGGUGUUUUGAGCUGUCAGUGGGUUCAUGGGAUGUUUUAUUGCUGGUAUUUGUGUAUGCAAAUGUUCCUGCCAUAAAUGGAACCCUGAUGUGCGUUUCUUUCGAUAAUAAACCACAGUUCUGGACAGUGAUUUAAAA